UCCUCUUCCACUUUCCCCUCGCCCCCAGUCCCCGCUCCACAGCCCAGCCGCUCCGCCUCCACUGCUACUGCGAGCGAGAGGAGCUUCGAGAGCCUAGGGUUUCCCCAGCCUCCUCCCCCCGCGCUCCCAUGGCCGUCGCCGAGGUGGUUCUCGAGGUCCACCCCCAGCCGCCGCCGCCGCCGCGGGAGCCGGCCGUCGCGCUCCCGGACCUCGCCGUGCCGAAAUUGCUCCAGUACCUCUACCUCGCGAGCGCGUGGGUCGCCUGCGCGGGCGUGGCCGCCGCGACCGCCGCGCGCCGGGCCUUGGGCGACGAUUCCCCGGUGACCUACGCGUUCCUCAAGGUCUCGAUCGGAGCCCUCGCCUUCCCCGCGCUGCUCGUCCUCAUCGUCGCCCUGCGGCUCCUCCGCGCCAUGUGCGCGGCGGGGUUCAGGCUUUCGCUCCGCACCUUUGCCAGGGAGAUUCAGAUCCAUUCGAGUAAGAUGUUUGGAGCAUUAACCUGGAAGGUGCUGCUGAACCCUGCUGUACUCGUGGUGCUCGUGUCUUUCCUUUUCUUCCUGCUGCUCGGAGCAGGUGUUCUGGUGCUUGGGGGGCUGUUACCAGUGGAGGAAUCUCAGAGGGAAAAGAUUGGUUCUGCACUCUUUGAUACGGGGGUAUUGGGUGCCAUGGCAAUGUCUUGCUUUGUCAUCAUACCCAGUUUUGCGCUGAAGCUCUGGAGGAGCAAGUAGCGCAGCGAGGUGGCAAUGCUGCACGGCAUUGCGAUAUCUCAGGCAAGGACAAGUAGAGAAGGCACUAAAGAUCGACAAGCAGUUACAGAACAGACCCUGAAUUCUGCUGGGCGUCUGUGGUUUGAAGCUGUUUUAGAGAAAUAAUUUGCUCUUGCAGACUUUAUUAAGUCGUUCUUGGUGCUGUGCUGUAUAUAUGAAAUGUUGCUGGAACUCGUAACCUGAUGCUGAAGCGUGCGCAAUGGGGUCACUGUGGUUGUCGCUACCCUCUCGGAACAUAAGUAGUUCCGUUGUCUCGUGAAACGAAUGUAACUGAUUCACCGUUGUGACACGGCCCUGGAUCUGUGGGUGGUUUGGGUGCCUUUGUGAACAUUGGUCUUUGUCAGUCAUAUAUAUCAACACCGUUGGACAUUGGUAUUGUGGUCU
Molecule: messenger RNA, 1148 nt
Organism: Setaria italica (foxtail millet)
Lineage: Eukaryota; Viridiplantae; Streptophyta; Magnoliopsida; Poales; Poaceae
Exons: 3
Coding region: 129-725 (198 amino acids)
Source: RefSeq, a predicted model, not a curated record